Molecule: messenger RNA, 1088 nt
Organism: Pelagomonas calceolata
Lineage: Eukaryota; Pelagophyceae; Pelagomonadales; Pelagomonadaceae
Source: the annotation of a GenBank genome assembly
GCUAGUGUGUUACAUGCCGCUAGCUAAUCUCGGAGGGGGCUUGUGACCACGGCGUUUUACGCGCGCGCUAGACCCUGAAAGACAAAGCAAGCCAGCGGCGCAGCGCCUCAAGGAUCAGAAGUCGCCGCCUGCGCAUUUUAGGGUCCCCGCGUCAGCCAACCGCUGCGUUUUGCCCGGAGAGCCCAGCGAGUCACAGCCGGAAAAAGACGCGCACGCGCCAUGUCAUCGCUCAAGGACAAGGUGGCUUCCAUCACGAAGGCCUUCGGCCUGCCGGACAAGGGCUCGCUGCGGCAGAAUGUCGACGAACUGUGCAAGGCGACCGACGUCACGUUCACGACCAUGAAAGACACCGUCGACGCGCUCACGUGCGUCUGCGAGUUCGCGAAUGAGGUCGUGCCGAAGCUCUGUGAAGACGCGGGGGUCGACGCGACGGGCAAGCUCGGCGACGACGUGGCGACGUUGAAGACUGAGAUCGGCGUCGAGGCGGCCAAGUUUCCCCUGGCGCUCAAGGAGCUCGCGGAAUCCAUGGGCAUCGACGUCAAGCCGGACAAGUUACAGAAGCUCAUGCAGCUGCCGUGCUGCAAGGAGGCGGCGACGAAGAAACCCGCCGAGAAGCAAAUCGACGCGCCGUGCGUCUGCGCCAAGGGCGUCGAGGAGUGCCGGAAUUGCAAGGCGAAGGAGCAUCCGUGCGUCUGCAAAUCUCUAUUGCUCGAGGCCAUCGAUCAGCCCGUCGCGCUCUGCAAAGCGACGAAACACGCGUGCCUAUGCACGAGCCGUUUCGACGGAAAGUACUCGGCGAAUCCCGGACACGGAGCAAAGUUGACCAUGAACAGCGAUUUUAGCACUCCCGGAUAUGGUACUUACUGUAAUUUGCCGUGGAACUUAUCGUCCGAGGGCGCGCCGCACCUCUGCCGCCAGCACAACGACGACGACGUCAUCGAGAUCGACGACGAGGAGGAGGACGUCAAGCCCGCGAAGAAGAAGUCGCGACGCAAGUAGAUGCGGUUACCACGUCCGGAUGUGGCGGAGGCGUCGCAGCGAGGCGGCGCCCACACGAUUUUGACGAGUAAAUACACAGUACACAAUCA